Molecule: messenger RNA, 1433 nt
Organism: Mercenaria mercenaria
Lineage: Eukaryota; Metazoa; Mollusca; Bivalvia; Venerida; Veneridae
Product: carcinoembryonic antigen-related cell adhesion molecule 5-like
Exons: 5
Coding region: 168-1418 (416 amino acids)
Biological process (GO): cell-cell adhesion
Cellular component (GO): cell-cell junction
Molecular function (GO): cell adhesion molecule binding
Source: RefSeq, a predicted model, not a curated record
UAAUACAUUUACUUAUGUUCACUGGACUGAAGACUCCGCACAACAGAAACGGUAUAGUGGUUUCUACUUCCUGGUUUAACAAUCUUAAGUGUUUCGAAAUGUUGGAUGGAUUAAUCAACAUUCAUUAUUGAAUGCUUAUUUUGUGGUUUACCGUCAAUAAAUAAACAAUGAAUAUUUUGUGGAUAUUUUACCUUUGUACAAUACUUUGUCAUUGGAACUUUGUUUCGGCUAAAGUGACUUCUAGUCCAAGCAUCACAAGUAAUGGGCCUGUUAAGGAAGGCACUCGCAUAAAGUUGACGUGUACGGCUAAAUGCGAUAAUUCCACGUGUGAAUAUACCUGGACAAGUGAGUUGACAUCCCCCAACAAGACAAUGAUUCUAGACAUCCCAGUCAAUCGAUCUUACAAAAAUGAGGAAUUUAAAUGCACAGUCAGAGACACUGGAGAUAAUGACACAAAGUCGGUUACGAAAACGUUUGAUGUUUUCUAUGGACCAGACAAGGUGACAGUGGCAGCAGGAUCUUCUAUAACGGUGGUUGAAGGUGAACUGUCGGAUAAAAGGAAUCUCACCUGCAAGGCGCUAAAUUGCAACCCAAAGUGUGAUUUUACAUGGACACGGAAUGAAAAAAAUGUUUCAUAUACAACAGCAUUGUUUCCUACAAAUAGACAAAUUCUACGGGACAACAGCAGCAGCUAUACGUGUACAGCGUCGAAUGUAAAAACUGGAUCAAAAGCUAGCUCUUCAGUCCAGAUUAAAGUUCAAUAUGCCCCGGAUGUUACUUUAAGCUGGAAGAAAAAUGAAAAUACGUUGAUAUGUAGAGCUACCGGCGUCCCGAAUGAUUACACCUUCAGUAAGAUACAGCAAAAAGUUGAGGAUGUCCUUGUUAAAAGGCAUGACGUAACAGUAUCGGGGGACACUGCUACCUUAAACCUUAAAGAUAAAGAUUAUCAGGACACCGGGAAGUACGAAUGCUUCGUAGACAAUGGGAUUAUACACUACGAAACAAAAAACAAAACACGAAACAAAACGACUCAAAUAGAGGUCGAAGAUAAGCCAGUACUUGUCAGUUCGAAGCCAAGCUACAAUGUAUCGAAAGGGAGUUCGCUUAAUAUUUCAUUAACCUUGUAUUCGUAUCCCGAAGCACAAGCGUACAUUGAUCAUCAGUGGGCCCCGAUAAAAAGUGUAUUUGCAGCACCAGAAGUUGAAGUAAAAUUUCACGAAAUUCCUGUUAAGAUAGGUGGACAAGAGAUAAUCCUGAAUUUAAAUGAGGUUUUGGAGAAACAUUUUACAAAACACACUGUUUACAUUAAAAAUAUAGUUGGAAAUAUUUCUACUGACGUAACAAUUUUCCCAGAAGGUAUGUAUCGCUCUUUAAAAAUAUUUAACAGACAUGUAACGUUUAAUUUCUACAAACUAUAAUUUAAAGGUGGCUGA